Messenger RNA from Columba livia (rock pigeon), 3070 nucleotides. RefSeq names its product F-box protein 7 (gene FBXO7). The record is from RefSeq and is a predicted model, not a curated record. The coding region runs from base 215 to 1795 and encodes 526 amino acids. The transcript has 9 exons. Gene Ontology annotation, molecular function: protein kinase binding. NCBI's taxonomy places the organism in Eukaryota, Metazoa, Chordata, Aves, Columbiformes, Columbidae. Gene Ontology annotation, biological process: positive regulation of autophagy of mitochondrion.
CGAUCGCGCGCGCGGCCGGCGGCGCACGGAGAGAAGGCCUCGGGCCCCAGGAAGGCGGGGCCGAGCGGGGGCGGGGCCGCGCCAACCAAAACAACGACACGCCCCGGCAGCCCUUGCGCCCGCUGCCCGCCGCCACCGUCGCCAUCGCGGCCACCCGGCGGGGCCCGCUCUCGGGGAGGCGAGGCGGGCACGGAUACCCGCCGCCGCCGCCGCUAUGAAGCUCCGCGUGCGGCUGCAGAAGCGAACGGCCCCGCUGGAGGUGCAGGGGGCGGAGCCAACGCUGGGGGAGCUGCGCGCGCAGCUGCGCCAGGCCCUGCUGCCCGCCUGGGGGUACAGUUCUGAUACCAAGUUUUCCAUAACAUUGAACAGAAAAGAUGCUCUCACAGAAGAUCAGAAGACCUUAGCUUCAUAUGGGAUUGUUUCUGGUGAUUUGAUAUGCUUAUUACUAGAAGAAGCAAAUGGACAACCCAUCCUACCUCCUCCUCCUUCUCUCCCACUUGAGAAUGGUCAUGAGCCGCCCACCUUGAUCCCCAACAAACGUCAGGCUAGCAGUUCAAAAGAAGAAGGGCAGAAUGAGCAAUCUGACAACCAGAAAGCUCAGGUGGAAGUUCAAAAGAGUGAUGAGAGGGCAGGAUCCAGCCUAGAGUUCCCUUCUGGAUUAGUCCCGGAAGAUGUUGACCUGGAAGAAGGUACAGGUUCCUAUCCCUCUGAGCCCAUGCUGUGCAGUGAAGCUGCUGAUGGAGAAAUACCACAUUCCUUAGAGAUGCUCUACCUUUCUGCUGAGUGCACCAGCGCCACCGAUGCCUUGAUUGUUCUAGUACAUCUUCUCAUGAUGGAGACAGGCUACGUACCUCAGGGGACAGAAGCCAAGGCAGUGUCUAUGCCAGAGAAAUGGAGAGGGAAUGGUGUUUAUAAGCUCCAGUAUACACAUCCCCUUUGUGAAGAAGGUUCUGCUGGUUUAACCUGUGUGCCUUUGGGGGAUCUUGUUGCUAUUAAUGCAACAUUAAAAAUCAACAAGGAGAUUAAAGGUGUUAAGAGAAUACAGCUAUUGCCAGCAUCGUUCGUUUGCUUUCAGGAGCCAGAAAAGCCUGCAAGCGUUUACAAAGACCUUCAGAAAUUAUCACGUCUCUUUAAAGACCAGCUGGUUUACUCUCUUCUGGCUGCUGCCCGGCAAGCUCUGAACUUGCCAGAUGUGUUUGGAUUAGUGGUCCUUCCCCUUGAGCUCAAGCUUCGCAUUUUCAGACUUUUGGAUGUCCGUUCACUCAUCUCUCUUUCUGCUGUUUGCCGUGAUCUGUACACAGCUUCAAAUGACCAGCUUCUAUGGAGGUUUAUGUAUCUGCGGGAUUUCCGAGAUCCUAUUAUAAGGCCUUGUGACACAGACUGGAAAGAACUGUACAAGAAAAAGUUGAAACAGAAGAAGGACGCACUGAGAUGGAGGCACAUGAUGUUUUUGCCCCCCACACCUCAUCCAAUCCCCUUUCAUCCCAACCCAUUUUAUCCUAAUCCCUUUCCUCCCAACCCAUUCCCAUCAAACCCUAUCUAUCCCCCAAUGAUCAUUGGUGGAGAAUAUGAUGAGAGACCAACACUUCCAUAUGUUGGAGACCCAAUUAACUCACUCAUUCCUGGUCCAGGAGAAGCACCAGGCCAGUUUCCUCCAUUCAGAGCACCGUUUGACCCAAUUGGUUCCUUGCCUGGAGCAAACCCCACACUUCCAGGACGAGCUGGUCCCAAUGACAGGUUUCCACCUAGACCCAGCCGGGGCCGCCCCAUGGACAUUCGCCGUGCGUUCAUUUGAUCGCAGUUUUUUCCUUCAGUGAGUUUCCUAGUCCUUGAGUUUGCUUUGUAACUGCAGGAGAUUGCAAAUCCCAGGCGCUAACAUCUGCCUUCUCUUCAGAUUGUGGCGGGAGCAGGUGUGCAUGGUAAUGUUUUGGCAGCAAAGGCUGGGUGUAUUUCAUGCUCUGGUAUCACCUGGCACUACGGUCUGUUUCAUGAAGAGCUACAAUUUAAAACAGGUUGUUCUGCUCCCCCCACCCCCUUAGUGAUCUGUGAAAUGCUUCUCAAGAGACCAGGAUACCAGCGCAAUGUUUGCUGCAUCAGAUACAGGGCACUUUAAGUACAAACCCUAUAGUUGUCUGUGUUAUUUGAAGAGUUAUUAAAUAACCAGGAAAAUGAUGUUGUUUAAAAUCUACCUGGCUAAUAAUCUUUAUUAAAAAAAAAUUUACAAUGUUCCACAUAAAACAGAUUACUACCCCUGUUGUGGUAGAUGUGAGUUCAUAGAAAUUGUCAAAGAUGACAGUUCAUUUUUCAUUUAAUGUUUUAAUAGAUAAAAAGCAUUUUUAUAUUGUUACUUAAUACACAAAGAAUACAGGGAAUGGAUUUUCUUUACAAUGGAAAUCUUAUAACACAAAUCAAUUUGUUUUACAAGCAGCUGAGGAAAGUCAUGCUACAGUGCAACUUGGAAGUCUGAACAGAAGCAGAGCAAUUUUACAAAGAACCAGCAGCAAAACUUUUGUCUUUCUCCUUGACUUUACAAAAAAAGGAGUUAUAGUACAACUGCAUUUACUGUGUGUGAACUAAAAUUGGUGCAAAAAGAAAUCUUCCUGUUUAACUUCCUUAAGGGAAUAAAUUGGUUGACCUGGUUACAGUGGAAAUGGGAUCACAACAGGAGAAGCAGAGUCAGUUCUUGCUUUACUCCAGUCGAGUCCAUCUAAAUCCUUUACUUAAGUAUCGAAAUAUAUUGUGUCAAGAGGAGAUGUGUUGUACCAUGUUAUGAGCACCUUUCAAGUGUAGUCUUAUUAACUAAUGAGCAACUAACAAGACCACUGUUGAAGUCUCCAGAUGAGAUCUGCAGGCUGAUGAUGGAGCUCAAUUAAAGGAAGACUGGAAUGACUAAACUGCUAGAACUUUUCAUUUCUUACAUGUUUUUUAAGAUGGAUUGAUCUCAGUGUUUCUGUAAAUGGUACCGAUGACUGUUGUGACAGCUGAUAUUAUUUUCCUAGAUAUUUUUUGAAAUUCCAACAGUGGAAAUGGAAUUGCUUUUCCUAUUAAACACAAGCUGUUUAAUCAGUAA